UAUUGCUGCAUAAUACACAAUUGUACACUUUUGCCAUGGUUCACCUAUUUUCUGUUAAUGAACAUGUGAGGUUGUUUCCACAUUAAGGCUGCUUCAAAUAAAUUUUCAUUAUCCUUCUUUUCCUUGUCUUCUUGGUGCACAUGUAUUCUUAUUCAUCUGUUUUUCAAGGAAGAAAACACCAUUUGGGCCAAUUAAGACACAAUAACAUCAAUAUGUUGGAGGACAAGGUGUUCAUGAGCAGCUCCUUCUCUUGUGAGAGUUGUAUAAGCUGUGGGUCUCAUAAGAAAAGGAACUUGGGGACAGCCAUGUCCUUUCAUGUUCUUUCACGUACGGAUCCGAGGAAUGGGGAACAAAAACAAACUGUAUACUCAAGUAGACGUUGCUUGCACCCAGAGUAAAGGCAACUCAUAGACCCUCUGCUCCGAGUAGUCAAUUUAAUGUAAGAGCUGACUGUCCAGUUCCUUCUGAACUAUAGAGUUGAGGAAUGUGGAGUCACCCGGGGGCAAGACAUGGAGAGACUGAAGAGGACUGUGGGUCCCAGACAUGUUUUUGUGGGUCUUCCCUUCCUUUUGCCUUUUAUUCCUGAAACCAAGGUAAGAAGACCUUGGUAGACACAGAAAGUUCUCACAGACUCUGCCCAUCCCUCUCUUACAGAUACUUGCCCUGUCCUGGGAGUAAGAGAGGAUGCACCAUAGAAUCUCAGGAGGUGCUUAUUACUGUGUCCUGGUUAAUAACUGCAGUUUAAAGUCUGGGCCUAUUUAGAAGUCAGUGGAGGGGAGGAGAGAAGAAAGGCUGGGCUGCUGGGUAGGGUCGGUACCUUAAUCCACCUCUCCAGUCGCUUCUCAGGAGUCUCCAGGAAGAGAUGAUAAAGGAAAGAGAACUGGAAGUAGCCAGCUCUCCAAAGAGGUACAAGGACAGACAUUUAGCUGGAAGGGAGUGAGGUCUGAAAACUCUGCACCUUCUCUGGUUAUUCGGAAACAACUGGGAGGUACAUCUCCCAGUCCUUGUCCAAGAGGUAAGGGUCUCCUCAGGCACCUAUCAGUAUGUUUCUGAAAGUGGAGUUUCACAGAGGGUGGCAGUGAGAUGGCACCGCCCCGCCCGGACUCGCCGUCUAGCGCCCUCUGUCACCCUAGGCCUUGAGGCGCAAGGGGGUAGGGUGGGGACCCGGGAAGAGCAGCCAGGCCAGGUGCACCAGGGGUUGGGCAGGAGCCCGGAAGGUGCGCUGCCCCGCCCCAAGCCCCCCCUUUCCCGCGCCUCCUGCAUGAAAGUGAAAGUUCCAGGGCCCCCGCGAAGGUCAAGGAUUGGGGGGGCGGGGCCGGCGCGGACGUGGGAGCCGGCGCCGGGCACUGGAGGGGCCAUGGAUGGGCUCGGCCGCCGCCUCCGAGCCAGCCUGAGACUGAAGCGCGGCCACGGGGGACCUUCCCAGAGCACUCGUGGGGAAGCUGUCCCAGAACCAGAAAGGACCCAGGAACAUUCCCUGUCUAGCUUUGCUGGAGGCCAGCACUUCUUUGAAUACCUCCUUGUUGUUUCUUUAAAGAAAAAGCGUUCAGGGGAUGACUAUGAACCCACGAUCACCUACCAGUUUCCCAAGAGGGAGAACCUGCUCCGGGGCCAGCAGGAGGAGGAGGAACGUCUGCUCAAAGCCAUUCCUUUGUUCUGCUUCCCUGAUGGGAAUGAGUGGGCACCACUCACAGAUUAUCCCAGGGAGACCUUCUCAUUUGUCCUGACCAACGUGGAUGGAAGCAGGAAGAUUGGAUACUGCAGGCGCCUUCUGCCUGCCGGUCCUGGCCCUCGCCUUCCCAAGGUAUACUGCAUCAUCAGCUGCAUCGGCUGCUUCGGCUUGUUCUCCAAGAUACUAGAUGAAGUAGAGAAGAGACAUCAGAUCUCCAUGGCUGUCAUCUACCCAUUCAUGCAAGGUCUCCGAGAGGCAGCCUUCCCUGCACCUGGAAAGACUGUCACCCUUAAGAGCUUCAUCCCUGACUCAGGCACGGAGUUCAUCUCACUGACACGGCCCCUGGACUCCCACCUAGAACAUGUGGACUUUAGUGCUCUGUUGCACUGUCUCCAUUUUGAGCAGAUUAUUCAGAUCUUUGCCUCUGCAGUACUGGAAAGAAAAAUCAUCUUCCUGGCAGAAGGUCUCAGUACCCUGUCUCAGUGUAUUCAUGCUGCAGCUGCUCUGCUCUACCCCUUUAGUUGGGCACACACGUAUAUCCCUGUGGUCCCCGAGAGCCUUCUGGCCACUGUCUGCUGCCCCACUCCUUUCAUGGUUGGGGUACAGAUGCGCUUUCAGCAGGAGGUUAUGGACAGUCCUAUGGAAGAGGUCCUGUUGGUGAAUCUUUGUGAAGGAACCUUCUUAUUGUCGGUUGGUGAUGAAAAAGACAUCCUACCACCAAAACUUCAGGGUGACAUCUUGAACUCUCUUGGUCAGGGGAUAAAUGAGCUAAAGACUUCAGAACAAAUCAAUGAGCAUGUUUCAGGCCCUUUUGUGCAGUUCUUUGUCAAGACUGUGGGCCACUACGCCUCCUAUAUCAAACGGGAGGCUAGUGGGCAAGGCCACUUCCAAGAACGAUCCUUCUGUAAGGCUGUCACUUCCAAAACCAAGCGCCGGUUCGUGAAGAAGUUUGUGAAGACACAACUUUUCUCCCUGUUCAUCCAGGAAGCAGAGAAGAGCAGGAAUCCUCCUGCAGGCUAUUUCCAAAAGAAAAUACUUGAAUACGAGGAACAGAAGAAACAAAAGAAAUCAAAAGAAAAGACUGUGAAGUAAAAGCCAUGGUGAGCAACAGUGUCUACAGCUACAGGCCAAUUUGGACUUUGGCCCUUCUGGUGUGACAGGACCAGAGAGCCCCCUCAGUCCUGGAAUCCAUGGCUUCCUUCCAACUGGUAAUCCAGUCCUGCUUCAAAGUGGUGUCUGAGUUUGGGAUCCUUGGUGUCAGGGUUUCUCAGAACUUUGAGAACUCUCAUCCAAGCUCAUAGAACUGUACUCAAAGCUGCAGUUUUAGCAGAAUGGACACAGUGAUAAACAGUAGUACAGUUGUGGGUGCUUGAUUAGAAGAUGCCGCCAAUGCCAUCUCCUGGGAACCACUGUUAGAGAAUCCUCAGCAGAGAACACUGUUGUGGCCCAACAACCCAUGUACAAAAUAGUGGUCUGACAUGUGAGGAUGAGAAUAAAGAUGAAAACCUUGUUGUUUGUCAAUCUAGGAGGCACUGCAUGAGAGAACAAACUGAACUAGACAUGGAGGAGGACAUGGUCACACAAGGCUGUUUGGAAUCACAAAAUCAGCAUCUCCACUUCUAGUAGGAAGAGUAAGAAAUCUUGAUCAGAGUGGCUACAGCAUAGUAGUCUUUGGUACUAGUUAAGUGUGCUUCCCAGCAUCUUGAGCAGAGACUGCUAGGAGGAAGGAGGCAGCUUUGGCCUCAGACAAGUUAAUGGAGAAAUCCCAGUCAACAGAAGCCCUUGAAGGAUACUUCAUGACUUCCAUAAAGAGGCUAGAGAGGCUAGACUGCCCAUAACCAAGCCAAGGAUAGUCCUUUACCUUCUAUCUUAGGCAUUUCACCUCAACUGCUUAUUAAGGUUCCAGUACCACUCUCUAGCUAAACAUGGAGAGAUCCCUGCAUUGAAAUUUUCCCCCUUUACAAUCCAAAGUAUUUAGUAGUUAUCUAGGCCUUCUUUUUCUAUACCUCCCUUCAUGAUUUGUUUAAACCUAUAAGAAAAAUAUCUUGUCUUCUAGAAUUCUAUCUUUGAAAUGUUUUCCCUCCCUAUUUUUUAGUGUCGCCUUUGGAAGUUUCUGAAUUCCAUACAAAGAAUGAAAAUCAUGUGGGGGGUGUAACAAGAGGCAGAGCUACAAAAUGGAAGUUUAAGGGAUACACUCUGAUUUGGGGAACACAAACAUCUACUGCAGGUGUUAGAUGUCCACAUGCCAUGCUUAACUGUAGUUCUGCAGCUUCUAGGAAUCAUUGUAUCUUUUUAGACGGUUUAUAGAAGUGGUUGCUAAACCUGGUUAGAUCUUGAAAAGUUUCAGACCAAGAACCAGAAUGCUGUUAAGGCUGUGAAAAUACUGAGGCUCCAAUAUAAGUCUACCAAACUCCCUAUGAAUCUGGAGUACAUUAUAGUGGCAUAGCCUAUAAUCCCAGCAUUCAGGAGGCUAAGGGAGGAAAACUGAGAGUUCAAGGCUAGCCUGAGCUACUAUGGGACCUUGUCUAGAAUCGACCUCCCCCCCCCCUCAGAAAAUCCUGGAAAUGUUUUCUAAAAGCAUCCAUAUUGUUGAAUGAUUCUCAUACUCUAGUAGGUAACAACCAGGGGCAGCUGAGGCUUUCUACAAAGCAAUCACUGGACUAAUGAUGCUGAUGUUAUCUAGGACCAAAGGAAGCACACGCAUGACUGCUUUUCAGAUUCCCUCCAUGCUGAG
Peromyscus leucopus (white-footed mouse) is the source of this 4406-nucleotide messenger RNA. It is a transcript of the gene Dennd2d, whose product is annotated as DENN domain containing 2D. Gene Ontology annotation, cellular component: cytosol; nucleoplasm. NCBI's taxonomy places the organism in Eukaryota, Metazoa, Chordata, Mammalia, Rodentia, Cricetidae. The record is from RefSeq and is a predicted model, not a curated record. The coding region runs from base 1262 to 2764 and encodes 500 amino acids. The transcript is spliced from 12 exons.